GGUCACCGCAUGAUAACUCAACACGUAGUGAUAACAGACUUUGUUGACAACUGACAAGACGAGACGAGAGCUUCUGGCGGUGAUUACAACCAAUUUCCGGUAGUUUUCAAACAAGUUGUACGUAUUAUUUUCCAGUAAAACAUGGGAUUUUCUUUGUGGACUCUGCUGGAGGCUUCGUUACUAUGCCUGAACGCCAUAUGCAUACUGAGCGAAGAAAGAGUACUGGCUAAGUGUACGUAAAACUUUUUUAUAAUUUACCUUCAAUAAUUAAUUUUAUCAAUUCUAUAAUAUUAAUAUUAUUUUUAUUAUUAUAUUGUAUGUGUACUUGACCCGUAUAACUUUUCGGUUUUCAGAUGGGUGGUCUAAUGUAAAUAAUGAUUUUCAAGACAUUCCGACUACGAAAACACAAAUAGUGUCUCUAAUGCAGUCUAUCCGAACAGUUGUUAAAUGUAAGUCUUAUUAAUUAUAAUAUUUUCUUUGUCUAUGCAUUUUGUUCAAUUAUUUAGCGCCUAGAACAGAGUUUUUCAACCUGAGGAUCAUGUCACAAAGAACUUGUGAGUGAUAGUUAAGGGGACCGCCAAAAACCAGUAAAAAAAAGUAUCAUUUAUGCUGUAUAUCAUAUUUUUUCAAGUUUUAUUAAACAAUUGUUAAACGUCUUACAAGAAAAAAAAAUAAGGGGUCGUGAUAACUAAAAAGUUGAAAAUCACUGGUCUAGAAAUUGGGGAUUACAAAAAAUCUUCUUCAGGUGAUAGCUAUAUUCCAAGAUGCAAGUACAAAAUAUUAUAUCAAUUGAUAUUUAUUAUCCUGUGAUGGUAUUAAUUCAUUCUUUAAAAUAAAUUGAUGUCAUUUUUUAAAAAAGGAACAUGUCUGUAGGCAUGAGAUUUUAUACAAUUGUAUUCUAAAAAUUACAAAGUAUUAAAUAAGGAAUUAUCUAUGUUAAAAAAAAAAAUAAUAAUAAUGUACAAUCUAUAUUUAUAUAAAUGAUUAUUUGAUAUGUGUAAACAUAUAUUUUUAUUAAUAGUAAUGAAUAUUAUAACUUCAGUAAGUUAACAGAAUCAAUAUCAUAUUCAUGUAAUAACUUAACUUAUUAAUCAAAUAAUUGUAUUUUUCGUUAAAUUAUGUUUUUGAAAAACUGAUUAUUAUGUCCCUUAUUGUUAGCUAUUAUAGGUCAAUAUUAUUUUCAUUUUAGAUUUAAUUUUUUAUUAAUUCAAUCAACAUUUUUAAACAUUUCAGUCAACUUAAAAUGUCUUUAAAAAAUUAGGUUUGAUAACAUUUAUUGAUUUAAAAUGCUCUAAAUUUGUAACAAGAAUAUUACUUUUAUCUUAAUAUUAUUUUAUACAUUCAGUAUCGAAAUAGAAACAUUUUAUUUUAAUCAAUCAAAUUAGGUUGGUUUCAGCAUGCUAUCUAAAAACUAAAAUGUGAUUUGAAAAAAUCUUGGAAGAAUUAAUGAAGAACAUUUUCUGUUACCUAAUACUUGUAUUAGUAUAAUGAAAACGUAUAAUGGUUUUUUUUUUUUUUUUUGUCACAUUUAUUAUGUUUUUAGAAACUGUGUUCAAAACUUUUAUAAAAGCUCAAUACUCGAUAUAAUUUUACUGGUUGGAAGUUAAGUACGAAUGGCCAACAUAACUCAAUACAGUACUGACUACUUGAUUGCCGGUUUAAAUUCAUAUAACCCAUAUCAAUUGUGUACAUAGAUAAAUUUCUGUAUUGAUUAUCGUAUUAUUUAUUUAUUUCUUUGAAUCCUUUCACUCCCAAAAAAUACUAGGUGUGGUUAAUUGUACCUAAUAUUAGUAGGUAUGCUUUUUUCAUUUUUUUAUGAACCAACCUAAUAUCUUAUCACACGGAGAGAUUAUGAAACAAUUUAAGAAAAAUAAAUAAUUUGAGAAUGAGUGAUGAAAAAAAAAAAAUUGUAAUCUUAUGUUAAUAAAUAUUAUAUUGUAAAUACCUAGUACCUACAUAAACAAAAAUUGAUUGAUGUGGGAGAGGGGCGAUCGCCCCAUUGAAAAUACUACGCUGAUAUUGUUUUAAGCUAAAAAUAAUUUUACGCAUAUUAUAUAUAUAAUUUUACGGCAAUUUUGUUUAUCGAAAACAAUUUAAAGACUCGAUAUCGAAUUUUAAUAAAAAAAUUUCACGUCCGUUUCUAAAAAAACAAAAAUAUGCCUGUACAUAUUAAUAUUAUACUCGCUCGUAAUUCGGUAAUAAAACGUGUUGUUUGGAAAAUUAUGACGUCGGAAUUUUUACGAACGGUGCGGCGGUCGUUUACUCUCUGUAGAUAAUAAUAUUCGGAAUAAUAAAAAAUAAUAAAAACGCGUCCAAAUUCCUAUCUCUUACGAUGACGUUACCGAUUUAUACGCUGAAAACUCGGUCGCCACGUCUCGGGACAAGUCUCGGGACCGUGUUUGAUAAUAUUUUCGUCGGGCUUUUCGUAACGUAAGGCGAAUGAGACCCAAUGUACACCAAAAGAACAAAAUUAUAUUAGUAAAAAUAAAAAUAGUAUUCGUUACCUAAUUAUUAUGACUAAAGAAAAAUGUAAACACUUCAGACAGUAUUACUCAUGACCAGGGUUCGGGGCUUAUAAUCAUCAAAAUAAGCGCUGAAACAAGCACUUAAAUACUUCAUUAUAAACACUCAAAUCAGCACUUAAAAAUAUAAAAGUAAUCCAAAAAUAAAAAUGACGGACAUUCUUCGCACGUGGGUGCAGCUACUUUUAUAGAGGGGAAAUUGGGAAGGUAGGAUACGGACGGGAAUUUAAUGUAUAUCUGUUAGCAACGAUUAACGAAAAAACUAUUCUGAGCAUCGAAUGAAAUUCAGUUGCUUUGUCAACAUUAUCAACUGAACUCCGCUCAGAAUCGUGUUUUCGUUAGCAUCGUUACUUACAGAUAUACAUUAAAUUUCUCUCUACUGCCUUCCCAACUACUCACCUAUAACAGUGGCUGCACCCACGUAAAAAGUGGCCCUGCCCUUUUUUUUUUUUUUUUUUAUCAAAGUGAUAAAAAAAAAUAUUAUCUAUAUAUGGUUGUUAAAUGAUUCGAAAAACAUUUUUUUCAGGUGCAUCAAAAUUAAAAUGAAUAUUAAUAAUAAUUUAAAAUUACAAUAUAGAUUAAUAUUUUUUUCUAACAAUUUACAAAAUAUACUAAAUAUUCUCCAAUGUGAAAAACAAAACUUUCUGUGAACUCAGUGUUGAACAAAUCGUCCAAAUUUUUUACUAUCAUAAGACUGUAUAUUAUACACUCAGUAACAAUAUGUGAAAAACUAAAACCCCUAGUUUGGCAAUCAAAAACUCCGCGAAAAAACGUGUAGGAAUCACUGCGGCCGGAGAAUUUCGAAUCUAAAAAGACCAUUUUUUUCUUUUUUUAUCGCCGACUGUACCGAAAUAUCCUUUCACGACUCAACAGUUAUUGGUGAGCCUCAAUAACAACUACAAUCUCUUGCCGAUCAAUUAUAAUUCCCAUUUUCUCCAGGUCCAACACGCUAGGUUACUGGGUCACCCACUCGGCCUUUUGUCGGCUUUUGGUUUUCGUUCUAUAUACAGCUAUUCUGAUCAUUCUAAAUGUACAGACGCGAAUUCCUGAAAACCCAUAUGUUCACGUUUUUACCUCAGCAUUACAGUUAUCCUGUAAAAUAACUGCGCAGUAAAUGUUUUUAAUUCCCGAUUUAAUCGCAUUCUGUUUGCAUAUAUAGGUAGCUAAAAUGUCUUUCUCUUAUUCUGCUGUAGACUUUCAAUCUUUCGAUUGGCCGGCAGAGGUUCACCGUGACGCUUCUCUGUCAAAACUCGAAUAACUCGAUAACUUUUCGUGAUUUCCGCAUCAUCGAGAACUCGUGGUUUAUACAUACAGGGUGUUUUUUUUUAUCAUGAACCAGCGAUUAUCUUAGAGGAUUUUAAGUGAACCAUUUUUAAUUUUUUACCUCUUAUCCAUAUACCUUAAAUAAGUGCAUACUUUUGAUUUUCAAAUAGAACCCCCCCCCCCCUUAUUUUGAACACAGAUUUGAAUAGAAAAUAUUUUUCUUGAAGUUUUGAUAUGCAUAACACUAAUAUCAGAAUAACCAUUUAUGAGUUAUAAUAAUUUAAAAUUUAGACCAGAAGAGUAGAGAAGUAUAAUAAAUUGCCUAUAUAUGACUGUGUUCAAAAGAGGCGGAUUCCUAUUGGAAAAUCAAAGGUGUGUACUUUUUUAAGGUAUAUGGAGUAGGGGUAAAAAAUUAAAAAUGGUUUUAAAACAAAGUUUAAACGAUUCCAUAAUAGUUGGAAAAAACCGAAAUCAAAUUCACUUAAAAUCCUCUGUGAUAAUUGUUGGUUCAUGAUAAAAAAAAAUCACUCUGUAUAUAUAUUCUUUCUUCGACUUUUCUCUUCCGAUUUUACCUUUUAUACGUUACUCUCGAUGUUUAACCGCUGCUGGGGCGCGGAACAAUUUUAACGAACAUCCAUACUCGUUUCCUGAAAAAUAAAAAAUCCACGAGUGGAUAGAUCAAACCUCUUCCUUAACUUUUGGAUUGAGAGAUUAUUUCCUAUUAUGAAAGAUAAUAUUUUGUUAUGAUAUGUACGGAUUCAGUCGUUUACCAUUUUGUUUUCUAUAGCGCGGACAUCACACAGUUAGCAAACUCGUGUUCUAUACUGACGGGCGUCCAAUGGACUUAACACGUGUAUCAAUUUUGGCAUGAAAAACUUUAUUAAAAGAAAAAAAUCCCUUCUACGGGGUGUGCGCAGCAGAAUAUAAUAAGAAGAAAAAAAGAUAAUUUUGAUGUUGUGGCGUCGUUCCGAUAGUUCGUUGACCCCGCUCGAUCCGCUAUUGCCUAUAUAGGAUAAUAAUAAAUAAAAAGUUAUUUGUCCUCUUUGUAGACUUACCGUAAUUUUUAAUUUUUUUUUUUUUUUUAAUUAACUUCUCAUAGUGUCGGCGUAUAACCGUGUCAGACGCGUAAUAGGUCUUCGUUAAAUAUGUAUAGAAGAUAUAUAUUUAUUUUUUUUUUUAUGUAACACAUAUUUAGACAUUUUAUCUUCGCAAUAACAUUUAGAAAAAAAACACACACACACACCUAUAUACGUAGUUAUACGUCGUAUGAUGUGCGUUAGUUACUGUUGAUGGUUGUUGUAUAGGUUGGUUUGAUGAAACGACCGUCUCGAAUUGGGUCAUCGUGUAAAAUCGAGUCUUAAGAAAAUAUUAACGCUCAUAUUAUUCACGAUUAUAUAUUAUUAUAAUAUUAUUAUAUUAUUAUAUAUUGUUACAUAUUAUAUUCGCGUAUAUUAUAUAGUUUACAAUUCUGUGAAUGUUCUCAUUAUAUUAUAUGCUCUUUGCGGGUCAUAGAUGCGUCGUAUACAGACGUAACCGUACGUACGUACGUACGUUCGUUCGUUCGUUCGUUCGUUGCAUAAUCGAUAUUAUGCUUAAUAUUUCCGUGACUAUUUCCAUAGUUUCAGAUACGAUUAAAAGAAAUCACUUUCGUUUCGACCUGGGCGUUUUACCCUCGAGUCGAAUAAUUCCGUACCACCGCAAAAAAAUGAAAAAAAAAAAAAAAACGCGUUGAAAAAUAUCACGACUAAGAGCGUCGUCAGCGUCGAAGCGCCAAAAUGAGAUAAGGAAAAAAAAAAAAAAGGUAUCGUACGAAAGAGCCGAAAUCCUGUGUGCCACGGUAAAUAGAUACAGUAUUAUGUGUAAUAGAUGCAUCCAUUAACUGUGUGCCUGUGUGAUAUUAAACUUGGAACUAUAUCGUUCAAAAACUCGCAAACGUUUAAACUUAAUCGACAAAUGCGUUGUCUUGUAUUACGGUAGCAGUUUAUUUACGAUGCGUAUGUAUGGACGAUUUUAUAAUGACAUUUUCAUGUUCAAUUUUUCAUUUUCAAGCGUUUUGCGCUUGUCAUGUAGCCGGGAUCGUAAUGUACGUAUGUUCCCUUGGUGGGUCAUUUACUUUAGAGUUUGGUUCAUUGAUUUGUUGUCGAAAUUCUUUAUAUCUUAUUACCAAUGUUCAAUAAAAGUUCUUUAAUUCGGUUGUUUUCCGUUUGAAAUGUGCCUAUUUUUCGGAGACUUUCACAUUUGUACAACGGACGUAAUAUUAAUAUUCGGUCAAAGGUAAUUUACUAAUGUAUUUUGUACAUUUUCCGUUUUUCACGAUUUUUCCUAUUUAUUAAGAAAACUCCUGGGAAAACCAAAAAACGAUCUCCCCGAAUUACCAUGGAGAUAAAAUUUCCUUUCAGAAAAUAAGCUACACUUGAUACAUCUGAGCAAAAUUUUUGGUAGAAAAGUUCGCACAACAAAUCGAGGGGUAUUUUGCGAUUGAAAUAGUCCGAGCGAGCGAUGGCUUGGGUCCCUAGAUACACCCAAAAUGCAUGUGUUUUCCAUGUUUAGGUAAAAGGGAAAAAAUGCAUACAAUUUUUUUUUGAAACACGGAACCCUAGGAUGAUAAUAGGCAUAAAUUACCAUUAGAUAAUCACGACAAAUAUGUUUUAAGAAGGACAAUAUAAAGUUAUUUAACAUAAUAUAAAAUAUCAGAACUUCAAAAAGCUAUAAUUUCGAAACUUAGUCAGUCCGCUCAGUUCUGGCUUUACCAACAUUCAUAAUUCGGCAUUAUACAUAUGUUCAAAAAAAAAAAAUUGAAAAAUUAAAUUUGAUCCACAUCAUUUUUUACUCGACGAUUUUCGUCGAAAUUUUAUAUUAAAAUUUCUUUUAAAAAAAAAAUACUACAUUAAAUUCAAAUUUUCUUUUUUUGACCACAAAGUAAGAUUCUUAAUAAACCUCCUGUUAAAUUCUCAAGCAUUUUUGUUUGAUCUAACAAUUUUAUUCAUAGAGUACCUACCGAAUAAAUAUUAUGUAAAAACCUGCAAAAUUAAAAUGUCUAUAAAUAGCUCAAAAAUGGCUUAAAUAUUUUGAAAAUUUUACCACAUCUAGAAAAGGCAAAUAUAAGUUUUCUGUUCAAAUUUUAAGUCGAUUUUUAACUGAAUUGCAACAAAUAACAAAAUUGAAAAAUAAAAAAGCAUUAUUUUUGAAAAUUUCCCAUUUUUCUUACGUUUUAUCCUGGUUUUUCCCAGAUAUUAUGAAAACCGCUUGAAAAAUCAAAAAAUACCCUCCCAAAAGUACCACGUAAACGAUAUUUCUUUUCAAAUAUGGUGGCACGCGUAGAUAGCUAAGCAAGAUUUCUGGUAGAAUUUUUGUACACAGUAUAAAAAAAAAAAAAACCAAUACAUUCUUCGCUACACUCAGAAUCUAAAAGGCAAAAUAAAAUUUUGCUGUUUAUUCCAAAUCGAAUUUAUAGCUAACGUAGCUUUGUAUUAGACCAAUAGAAAUAUUUAUCAUUAGCGCAUCGCAAGCGUUUUUUUUUUUUUUGGAACCAAAUUUUUAAAAAGCCUACUGAUAAGCGAUGUUGAUUCUCCGUCUUCACUUUCCUUAAUUAACUGUAAUGUUCCACAACGAUCCACUCGUUUACCUUCUACGCUCCACAUACCUUUAAGUACCGCCAACUUCACGAGAAAUGAACCAAUAAGACGUUUGAUGUCUCAUGCACAUGUAGGCCCAAUGUUUAGUUGUUAUUAUGUUUUUCGUAUUUAUGUUAUCUGGUUUGUAUACUAUAAUAUAAUGUUACUUAAUUUGUAUUAAAGGCAAGGACGCCCGCAGAAAUAUUUCCCAAUAAGGGGAGGGGGGGGCAACAAAACACAUUUUAUUUUUACCAAAGAUUCUGUAAACACACACGGAAUAAGAAUUUUAAAUAUCAAACUAGGCUUUGUGAUAUAAUCAAAGAUAAUAAACGUAAUACAAAAAUUGUGUGUUUAUUAAAAAAUAAAUCGUAAAUCGUCGUCCCGUAAUUGAAUGUUCGUGUAUAACGUAUAUUAUAUAAACCGAGGGGGGGGGGGCACGACCCCAUCGACCCACCCCUUGCGGGUGCCCUUGACUAAAGGACAGUCCGUAUAUUUUUUGACAGAUAAAAUGUGAUCGUGUUAUCUAUAUUUUCAAACCGAUUUCUUUAUUAUUUAUAUCCGCAUUUUUUAAAACCUGGGUUUUUUUUGUGUUUCAGAUCCGCUGAUAAUUUUCAACGUGCUGGUCAUACUCGUCAAGAGUCUCACGGGAUGACGAGAUGAACAGGCGUCGGCGGUGUUUCCCGCGAGAUAUUUAUUUGUUUGUUUUUUAUUGUAUACAUUUGUUUCGUUUUUUUUUUCUUUUUUUUUUUCUCAAAUUUAAUCGUCCAUAAUAAUGGCAAUACCCAAUAUGUGUAUAUUCGCGUGUACGUAUAUGUAAGAGAGAAGCGCAAUAAACGAAUAUUUCUCUGACGUGUUUAAAUUGCGUAUUGGUUUUUGGCUCGGGGUUUGGCGGGAAAUCGUCUUGUACGUUAUCAUUUAUUUAUUUUUACGCAACGAAUUAUUAUUGUGUUAUUAUUAUUAUUAAAUAACAUAUUUUCGCGCGGUACAUAUUCGUCACUACAUAAUCGCUGUACAUUAUACUAUCCAUAAUAUAAUAUUACAGUAAGUACCUGUACCAUUAUCGGCUGUAAUGAUAACAAUAUAAUAAUGUAAUAAUUGUAAUUAUUAUGCACGUGUUCGCGUCGAACGACGCAGAUUGGUCAUUAUUAACGAUUGGAAACGCUGCUAAAACCGCGUGUGGCAAUCCGCCUAAUAUAUUAUACACACCUCUGUAAUACGGCCGCCUAAUUUAAAAAGAAAAAAAAAAACUGUUAAUUCUCGUACCCUCCGGUCUGCGCGCGAAUAGAGGUACACUCCGGUAUUGGAGGUAUAUUAACCUCGGUCAACAGAGAUACCUCGGUUACUGCUGUCUACGGGAUAUCCCGCGAGCGGCCGAU
Molecule: messenger RNA, 8775 nt
Organism: Cinara cedri
Lineage: Eukaryota; Metazoa; Arthropoda; Insecta; Hemiptera; Aphididae
Source: the annotation of a GenBank genome assembly